AUGUCACCUUCAUCCACAACUACGACUUCGAACGCAACGUCUAUCCCUCCAAGUGUUGAACAAGCUUUAUUACUUCAAUCUGCUCGAAUGAAAUUGUCAUCAAAAGAUCAAGAAGCAAUGAAAAGAAUGAGAUCUACAAUGUUGGAAUAUCCUGAAUCAUCUUCAUCAAAAUCAUCCCCCUUAUCUUCUAGAUUUCCGAUUCUGACAUCUGGGUCUAAUACAUCCACAAAUACACAUGAAAGUGGUGAUAUGACAGAAUUGAGAAACAGAAGAUCCACUUUAUCAAGACAGGUGACUACCGAUGAAAUGGCGCUAGAACAGGAGUCAAUCGAAAGGGGAGCCUCAAGUAGACCAGUGAUACCAGAUCAAAUUACUCGAAGGAAUGGAUCAACAACACCGCCUUCUGCUAAUGCGGAUUACGUGAUAGCUGUAGUUGGACAUGAGAGUGUUGGUAAAUCUACAGUCAUAGGACGUGCUUUGAGGACUUGGGGAAUGUCACAUCCUGUGAAAACACAUACAUCAGGUGGUCAUACCAUACUAUCAUGUUAUUCACAAAUACAACCAGGUGGUAAACUGAAAGGAUCAUGGAAAGUUGAAUUUAUAGAAUUGAAUAUUCAAAGCUUGAAUGUUUCAUCUACGUCUUCUACUUCACAAACGAUAUGGCCAGAAGGAUUGUCGAACGUAUCAGGAGUGAUACUCUGUUAUGAUGCAGGAAGGAGAGAUACCUUAUCUGGGAUGAGUGAGAUUUUAGAACGCCUUUCGCCGACAGGAGUUCCAAUGGUCAUGUUAGCCUGUAAAUCGGAUCUAGACGCAAAACUCGAAGUAGACGCUCCUCUUGGUAAUUCUAUUGGCGAACCUUUCAACGUUGGGUUGAUUGAAGUUACUAUACAAACUUCAGAAGGGAAAUCGAAAAUGCGGAAUGCACUGAGAUGGAUAUUAUAUAAACUCGAACAAAGACAACGUCGACAACAACGUAAACAUGCUACGACGGAACUGACGAUACCUCAGCAUCCACCGUCUCCAUCACUCGCUUCAGCCACUCUAGAAGCCCUAUCACCAGAUAGCGAUACAUCAUCGUCAGCAGAUAAGAUCAUGUGGCAUCAGCGUGGACUCAACAUGACUCCUACAGAUCAAGAUGGGGCAGAUGGAUUAUCCGAUCAUAGGUCUAGCGGAAGCAGUUUAAGCUGGGUGACUAAAGGACCUCCUCCUCGCUUGAGUUUAGAAAUGGAACCGACCAAGAUUGACAGCAAGCCGAAGGAACCUAAGGAUGCUCAGAAGGAGUCACCCGCAACUCAAGCCAGUAGGAACAACGAUGGGUCCAGUCCUCAUCAAAGAUCACUAACUCAGACGGGUUCUCCCAUCGAUGCACCUUUGUGGCUGACCGCGGAGCAACUCCUCAACAAGCUUUUCGCAGCUAUUGUGUCAUCUCAAGAUGAAUCAUUUAUUCGAGCUUUCAAAAUGACUUAUCGCCGAUUCAUGUUUCCUAAAGAUCUUAUGAACGAAUUCUUGGUCAGACUGGAAGAAGUGGAAACUUACGACGUAUCAAGAGAUGUGAAAAAUUGGACGAUGAUGAAAGUGACGGGCGCUUUGGUCGAUUGGACUACACGUUAUCCUGGUGAUCUCGCAGAUUUGUCAACUCAAUCUAUUUUCAAGGAGAUUUUAGCAUUAAUAUUACAUCACACGUUUAUGGCCCAUCUUACAGGAGAAUUAAUAAUGAUUGAACAUUCGUUAUCUGAAUCAAUCGAUUUGGAUCAAUCAUGGUCCUUGAAAUCAACCUCUCCAGAUUCUCCAUCUGUCAGCUCCCUACAACCAUCAUUACCAAAUACUGAAUUAGUCAUAGGAACAGAAGUUCUAUAUGAAUACAAUUCAUUAAUAGAUCCUCCAGACACCCCAUUCUCGUCAUCAUCAAAGGAACAAAAUCCACCUACAGUAAGAACAAUUUCAACCUCAAGCCUCCCAAUAGAUAUGAACAGGAAGACUUCUUCUCCAAAUUCAAGUUCAGGUUCAGGUCUAGAAUCAGGAGUGAAAGUUGGUUUCGGAACAGAUGAAAGAUCUGGUUUGAAUGGCGGCCAUAACGCUGAAUUGAACCUAAACUUCCAAAGAUGGAUUCCAGCUGUAAACAUGAUCAUAAACAUGGAUCCUAGAGGUUUCGCCAUGGAAUUGACGAAAAUGCAAUGGAGCUUGUUCGCAGCUAUACGUCCUAGAGAUGUAUUAGGACACGAUCUGGGAAAAGAGACCAACGGACCAGUGGGGAGGUCUAUAGCGUUUUUCAAUCAUAUUUCAAGAUGGGUAUCAACUAUAAUACUUGCGCAUCCAAAAGCGAAACAUCGAGCUAGAAUAAUAGAAAAAUUCAUAAUGAUAACUCAUCAAUUACGUCGAUUGAACAAUUAUGACAGCUUAUACGCUGUCAUUUCAGGUUUAAGAGAAACUUCGAUACACAGAUUAUCAGUAACCCAGUCGUUGAUUACCUUACCUAUAAAUCUUGAAAAAGAAUAUCAAUCACAUCUGAAAUUGAUGGAUCCAAGAGGUGGUUAUGUGCAUUACAGAAGAGCUUUACAAUCUGAUAAUUCAAAUGAACGAUGUUCAAUACCUCUUUUAACCAAUAUAUUAGGUAUGAUCAAUAGACUUCAGAAUGUUCGAAAACAAGAUAUAAGAUCAGUACCGAUAUCGUCCUCAAAAUCAACUUCUUCUCAAUCUCAACAGAGCCAAGAGCAAAGUGAAAACGACAAGGGGAAUCUCAGUACUGUCAACGAUGAUAACACUUUCAAUGGUCACCCGGAUGAAACAACAAAAAACGAGAUACAAUGGGAUAAAUUCUCGAAAUUUGGUGAAAUACUGAAUGUGAUCAUUGAAUGUCAAAGCAGAGGUCCUAUAAUCAGAGGUGAAAUCAAUCAAAACUUCAAGAAGAUCAUAGAAGACACAGCGAUUAUAUCCAAUGAAGAUGGUCUGUACGAACGAUCGCAAUUUCUUGAACCGAGUGGUGGUGGUACAGUAGGUGGCAAAGUUUUGAAAAGACUUGUGAAUUUAGGUUUCUCAUGA
Messenger RNA from Kwoniella shivajii, 3039 nucleotides. RefSeq lists its product as uncharacterized. The record is from RefSeq and is a predicted model, not a curated record. Gene Ontology annotation, molecular function: guanyl-nucleotide exchange factor activity. Gene Ontology annotation, cellular component: plasma membrane. NCBI's taxonomy places the organism in Eukaryota, Fungi, Basidiomycota, Tremellomycetes, Tremellales, Cryptococcaceae. The coding region runs from base 1 to 3039 and encodes 1012 amino acids. The transcript is spliced from 11 exons. Gene Ontology annotation, biological process: positive regulation of GTPase activity; Ras protein signal transduction.